This is a messenger RNA of Linderina pennispora, 687 nucleotides long. RefSeq lists its product as uncharacterized. The record is from RefSeq and is a predicted model, not a curated record. Gene Ontology annotation, cellular component: elongator holoenzyme complex. NCBI's taxonomy places the organism in Eukaryota, Fungi, Kickxellomycota, Kickxellomycetes, Kickxellales, Kickxellaceae. The coding region runs from base 1 to 612 and encodes 203 amino acids. Gene Ontology annotation, biological process: tRNA wobble uridine modification. The transcript is spliced from 4 exons.
AUGGCAACCUACAAGACGCUCGCGGCCUCGCUCGACUGGCCCACAGGCCAGCCGCCCUCCCAGACCACAACGCUGAUAUGCAGCUCGCUCUCAGCGCCCGGCGACAUCCUGCUCCCGCAUUUCCUCAGCAGCGACCAUGCGGUCCUUUUGUCGUUCACGCAGACCAGCAACCACUACAUGCACAUUCUGCGCAAAAUGGGCGUGCACCGGCCGAAGAUCCACUUUGUCAAUGCACUGACGGACUUUAGCUUGGACGCCUUGCCCUCGGCCACCCGGCCAAAGCUCACUUGGCUGGCCGGGCAGCCCGAAAACACCACGUUGGUAGUCGACGGGCUGUGCUCGCUGAUGGAUCAGGGGAUGAGCGCUGUGCAGGCGCUGCUGGGCGGCAGGCUGGUGGUCAGUGUGUUUCUGGACGAGUUCACGGAGAAGCUGGUCAGGGCCCUGGCGAGACGGUCGCAUUAUGUGUUCAAUUUCGAGGGCCUGGCAUCGGGCGCGUCGUCGGAUGUAUCGGGCCAGCUGACUGCGACAUUCAAGCCAGUCCAUCUGCACUACAAGGUGGCUGACACAGCCGUCCAGUUUUUCUCGCCGGGCCAGUCCCGGACGGUCCUGUGAGUAGAGGAUAGAAUAGAGUUUAUUGUUUGGUGGAUGGGUUUUUUUAUCUACAAAUUACAGCUUGAAAAGAAAGGG